AUGUUGGAUAUGGGAGAACGGAAAGAAGUAAAAAUGAUUCCCAAAUCGUCGUUUAGUAUAAACAGUCUGGUACCCGAAGCUGUCCAGAGUGACAACCAUCACAGGACCUUGUCCGAAGAAGAGAAGAUUUCUUUACCUCUAGUGGAGGAGCAGAAGUCGGAGAACACUUGCGCUAAAAGUGACAAUCCUGAACCGACCUGCACGGACGAUAAGGAGAAGCAGGAGGAGAAAAAAGACUCCAAAGAGGGCGACGGUGGUAAAGAUGGCGAAAAGAAAAACGGCAAGUACGAAAAACCGCCUUUUAGCUAUAACGCGUUAAUCAUGAUGGCCAUCAGGCAGAGUCCAGAGAAACGAUUGACGCUUAACGGCAUUUACGAGUUCAUUAUGAAAAAUUUCCCGUACUAUCGGGAAAACAAGCAAGGCUGGCAGAACUCCAUUAGGCACAACUUGAGUCUGAACAAGUGCUUCGUUAAAGUUCCAAGGCAUUACGACGAUCCGGGCAAGGGAAACUACUGGAUGCUGGACCCGUCUAGCGACGACGUCUUCAUAGGCGGGACGACUGGAAAACUUCGGCGGAGAUCGACGACUUCACGGGCAAAGCUGGCGUUCAAGCGGGGAGCGCGGCUCACCUCUACCGGCCUCACGUUCAUGGAUAGAGCCGGCUCACUGUACUGGCCCAUGUCACCGUUCCUUUCUCUGCACCAUCCCAGGGCGGGCAGUGCCUUGAGCUACAACGGCACCUCUUCGGCCUACCCGAGUCACCCCAUGUCCUAUAGCACUAUGUUGACGCAAAAUAGCUUGGGCAACAACCACUCGUUUCCGACCUCGAACGGCCUAAGCGUGGACAGAUUAGUGAAUGGAGACAUUCCGUACGCAACGCAUCACCUGACAGCGGCCGCACUGGCCGCAUCCGUGCCCUGCGGCCUCUCUGUGCCCUGCUCGGGCACCUACUCGCUCAACCCAUGCUCGGUAAACCUGCUGGCGGGACAGACCGGCUAUUUCUUCCCCCAUGUCCCUCAUCCGUCCAUGAGCUCUCAGGGCAGCACGUCCAUGAGUUCACGCGCGGCUUCGUCUUCUUCCCCGCAGGCAGCCAUGUCUCUACCGUGCGAGUCUUUACGGCCCACACUACCGAGCUUCUCAUCGGGACUGUCCGCCGGACUUUCUGACUAUUUCACACACCAGAAUCAAGGCUCUACGUCCAAUCCGCUUAUACACUGACUAGCAUCCCAAGGAUCAAGACUG
Messenger RNA from Trichomycterus rosablanca, 1242 nucleotides. It is a transcript of the gene foxg1a, whose product is annotated as forkhead box G1a. Gene Ontology annotation, cellular component: nucleus. The coding region runs from base 1 to 1218 and encodes 405 amino acids. The record is from RefSeq and is a predicted model, not a curated record. Lineage: Eukaryota; Metazoa; Chordata; Actinopteri; Siluriformes; Trichomycteridae. The transcript has a single exon. Gene Ontology annotation, molecular function: sequence-specific double-stranded DNA binding; DNA-binding transcription factor activity. Gene Ontology annotation, biological process: regulation of transcription by RNA polymerase II.